Molecule: messenger RNA, 1662 nt
Organism: Postia placenta MAD-698-R-SB12
Lineage: Eukaryota; Fungi; Basidiomycota; Agaricomycetes; Polyporales; Adustoporiaceae
Exons: 4
Coding region: 1-1662 (553 amino acids)
Biological process (GO): intracellular mRNA localization
Cellular component (GO): nuclear outer membrane-endoplasmic reticulum membrane network; ribonucleoprotein complex; endoplasmic reticulum
Molecular function (GO): mRNA binding
Source: RefSeq, a predicted model, not a curated record
AUGGCUGCUGGGAAAUCCAAGACUGCUACGACCAACGGUGCUGGCAAGAAGCCGAAGGUUAGCACCUCGUCAGGCAAUGGCAACGCUGCUCCGAAUGGGAAGGCGAGCCCCGUCACUCCCACAGCCGUAGAGGCUAUCUCGGAGCAGUUCGAUUUCGCUGCGUAUGUCACAGGAAAACCCGAGAAGUCUGUCUACGACCAGGAGCAGGAGAAAAUCAAGGCACAGAUUGAUGCGCUCCAGUCUGCUGUAAAGGAAAAGCUAGGCUUGACCUCGAAGGGCGACGCCGGGAACGACAAACGCGCUGCCCUGCGCGCCGAGCUGGAUAGCCUUCGUGGCCAGCAGUCCAAUACCAAGCUGAACAGAAGCAAGGUCUUUGACCAGCUGAAGGCGAUCCAGGAUGGUGUACAGAAGAAGGUCAAGGACCUCAAUGCAGCGAAGGCCAAGGCACCAUACAAGACGGUGGACGAUGUCGAUGACCGAAUUAAGCAGCUUGACAAGCAAGUGGAGUCCGGGAACCUUAAGCUUGGCGAUGAGAAGCGAGCACUUGCAGAAAUCAGUCAGCUCAGGCGCAGCCGCCGACUUGUAGAGGGUUUCCAAGCCGAGCAGGAGUCGAUUGAGGCAGACCGUGCCGCUGCUGACGCGCUUCGCCAGCAGCUCGACGACCCGGAAGCCAAGGCCGUCUCCGAGCGCUACGACGCCAUCAAGGCUGAGCUCGACGAGCUCAAGAAAGAGGGUGACGAGGCGUUCGCAAACCGCAGCAAGCUUCUCGACGAGCGGACUGCACUCCAAAACCAGCUUGACACGCUAUAUAACCGGAAGCGCGAGUCCGCACAGCGGUUCCGCGAGGCGAACGACCGAUACUGGAACAAGAUGAACGAGGAGCGUGCGAGGCGUGCCGAGCGACAGCGCGCGCAGCGUGUGGCCGAUGAGGAGGCGAAGAAGCGUGAACUAGCGGAGCGCCUGCGGGAUGAGGCGGAGGUGCCUGCUUUCCAGCUGCAGAUUGAGGACUGCCAGACCCUCAUCGACCAGUUCUCCGGGCGCAACCCUACGCAAGCACUAUCCUCCGCGCUGUCAGAGAAGGCUGAUGUCACCGGCGUGCCGAAGCUGGAGAUCCGCAAGGUGGAGGCGGAUUCCGGCAUGGUCGUCCGCAAGAAAAAGGGCGAGGACGACGAUAACUACUUCGUCGCAACACCGCGGAAGCAGAAAGGGAAGAAGGGCGGAGCUAAGGCGAGCGGACCAUCAGAGGUUAACGGCGCCGACGCGUCUGCUAGCCAGACUCUGCAUGUUCCGCUGCCCACGCUCUCCGCACUUCUCUCCCUCUCAAUAGCGCCUCCCACCUCUCCCGCCGAUGUUCCUCGUGUUAUUGAGGACCUAAAAGCGAAGAAGGCAUGGUUCGUUUCGAACCAAGCUCGCGUUACUGCCGAAAACAAGGAAAAGGCGGAGGCACGCAUCCGACAGCUUACUGGCGCUGGCAAGACGGUGGAUGCGCCUGUGGCAGAAGACUUGACACCACCAAACGGAGGCGGAGAGCAUCCGGCGGAACCAGUAUCAACACCAGCAAUUACUGAUGUGUCACCUGCGGUCGUGCCCAGUGAGGCGGUUGAGGAGAAAUUGGAGAGCGUUGCGGAAGAGCAAAACGGUGAUGCAGAUGUUGCGGAGUAA